Messenger RNA from Myzus persicae (green peach aphid), 1995 nucleotides. It is a transcript of the gene GatB, whose product is annotated as glutamyl-tRNA(Gln) amidotransferase subunit B, mitochondrial. The record is from RefSeq and is a predicted model, not a curated record. NCBI's taxonomy places the organism in Eukaryota, Metazoa, Arthropoda, Insecta, Hemiptera, Aphididae. The transcript has 10 exons. Gene Ontology annotation, molecular function: glutaminyl-tRNA synthase (glutamine-hydrolyzing) activity. Gene Ontology annotation, biological process: glutaminyl-tRNAGln biosynthesis via transamidation; mitochondrial translation. Bases 80 to 1633 code for a protein of 517 amino acids.
UUUUUAUUUUAUUACAAUAGCAUUAUAAUUUAUAAAACAAUACAAUAAUUAAUUUAGAACUGUAUUUUAAAAUAAUAAAAUGCAUAUCAGAAAAUUAUUGAUGAAACAUACCUUACAACAAGUAUUAAAUCCGCUUAAACUUUCAAGGAAUAAGAGCAUGAAAACUUUUGAUAAACAUAAAUGGAAAAGUGUUGUUGGAUUGGAAAUACAUGCUCAAAUUUCAAGUGAAUCAAAGUUAUUUAGUGCAGCUGGUACCAAAUUUGAUGCAGUGGUAAAUUCACAAGUGGCAUUGUUUGAUGCUGCAAUUCCUGGAACACUUCCUAGUAUUAAUGAGAAAUGUGUUGAAGCAGCCAUAUUAACUUCGUUAGUAUUAAAAUGUAAUCUAAAUACAAUAUCAUCAUUUGAUCGUAAGCACUACUUUUAUGCAGAUAUGCCGGCAGGUUACCAAAUAACUCAACAGUUUCAUCCAAUAGCAGAAAAUGGUCAACUUACUUUUCAUGUUAUAGAUCAAAAUACAAAUAUAGUUCCCUAUAGUAAAACUUCUUUAAUCAAACAAGUACAGCUAGAACAAGAUAGCGGCCGCACAAUUCAUGAUGAUUCUUCUAAGACUUCCCUUAUAGAUUUAAAUCGUGCUGGAACAGGGUUAAUGGAACUUGUGUUUGAACCUGAUUUGUGUAAUGGUCUUGAAGCUUCUGCUUUAGUCAGGGAAUUAUUACUAAUAUUUGAACGUAUCAAAACAUGUUCUGGUCGAAUGGAGGAGGGCGCUUUAAGAGUUGAUGCAAAUGUUUCAAUCACCGAUUGUGAUCAACUAGGCACACGGACUGAAAUAAAAAAUUUGGGAAGUAUACGAGCUGUACAGUUAGCAGUUGACUAUGAAAUUUUUCGUCAAUUAAACCUGAUGAAAGAAGAAAAAGAAGUAGUUAACGAAACAAGAGGAUGGGAUUCUGUUACUAACAAAACAGUAUCAAUGAGAGACAAAGAAGUUUUACAAGAUUAUCGAUUUAUGCCAGAACCUAAUUUAUUACCACUCAAUUUAAAUAUGUUUGAUAUUAAUAAAUUACAAACAGAGAUACCCGAAUUACCAACUGUAACUCGUAAUAACAUAAUGAGUAAAUAUGGCUUAAAUAUAAGAAAAACCACUACUUUAAUGAAUGAACCAGUUUUAUUAUCAAUGUUUUUCGAAAUAAUGAAUUAUGAUACAUUUAGAAACCCAUCAAGAGUUUGGAAUGUAUUGACUAUUGAAUUUAUGACAGAAUUAAAUAAGAGAUCUAUUGAACCUAAGCAAAGUGAAAUUCCGUCUUCUUUCAUCGGUGAAAUUGUAGAUUUACUAGAUAAUAAACUGGUGAACUUGGUUCAUGCAAGGAAAAUUAUUUCUAAAAUAUUUGAUGAAAAAAAUAAAUCUCCAUCUCAAAUUGUAGAAGAAAAUAAUUGGCAACAAAUUUCGAAUGAUGAAGAAAUCGAUAAAUUAUGCAAAGAAGUUAUGCUUGAGUAUCCAAAGGCUGUCAAAGACUACCGUAGAGGAAAAUUACAAGCCAUACAAUUUUUAAUAAAUCAUGUUGCAAAAAAAACAAAUGAUCGUGCUAAUAUGGCUAUUGUUUCAAAGAGAUUAGAAGAAUUCUUGAAAAAUAUUUAGACUGUGUUGAUUAAUUCUAUUAUUGUUUUGCAUACAUUAAAUCUGUGGUCCGAAAUACUUGUCCUAAUUCACAAUAACAAUAAUCAAUUCAAUCAGUUUGUUAAUUUUACUUCGUUUAUACUGAAAUAUUUUUUUUAUUCACAUUUUGUAGCUUAAAAAAUUACUAAAUUUAUCAUUAGUCAGGUUGUAUGGAUGUUGGAUGUACAACUUUUGGCACCUAUAAGUUUGAACGAAUUAAUACUUACCACUAGAUACCCUUCCUCUUAUACUUGAACUUUGUUGUUACUUCAGUUUUUAAAUAUAUACCUCCAUGUAUAUUGUAUUGUAAUAGAAAAAUAUAUUUAUUAUUAUCUGUUUUUUAA